Messenger RNA from Sarcophilus harrisii (Tasmanian devil), 2813 nucleotides. RefSeq names its product RAS like estrogen regulated growth inhibitor (gene RERG). Lineage: Eukaryota; Metazoa; Chordata; Mammalia; Dasyuromorphia; Dasyuridae. The transcript is spliced from 5 exons. The record is from RefSeq and is a predicted model, not a curated record. Gene Ontology annotation, molecular function: GTP binding; GTPase activity. Bases 483 to 1082 code for a protein of 199 amino acids.
GUGGUCCUCCAAAUAACGAAUGUCCAUUUUUAAAAAGUAUUUUGCCUCCUUCCUGAAUCAGUCAGCGCCCUCCUGAAACUAAAGCUCAGAAUAAACUAGUUUUCCUAGAUCUGCGUUUUAUGGCAUCUCUUCCAAUAUGAUUUGUUUUAAGCAUCAGGCACUCGGAACCAAAGGACAUAAAAUAGAGAUUAUUAAAACAGAACUUACAUCCAUGUUCGCCGUUUGACUGCUGAAAAGUGAGAUGUCUGAUUUAAUUGUGAGAAAUGAAAUUUUGAAGAGCCACUGUCAGUCACCGUUAUGUCUCCCCCAUCAGUUAUUUCCUGAAACAUGGCAUGAGCUUGACAAUAACCAGCUGUAACUUCAUGAGGGAUCACAGGACAUACAAAAGUUUGCCAUGAUAUGGUGAAGCUGAAGACAAAAGCCAAACUGAUUUUUGCAAUUGCUUUUUCUUGAGAAAAGCACGUUACCUGCCUUAUUCCAGUAUGGCUAAGAGUGCAGAAGUUAAGUUGGCAGUGUUUGGCCGAGCAGGUGUGGGGAAAUCAGCUCUGGUAGUAAGAUUUCUGACCAAACGGUUCAUCUGGGAAUAUGACCCAACCCUGGAAUCAACUUAUCGGCAUCAAGCAACAAUUGAUGAUGAAGUUCUUUCCAUGGAUAUAUUAGACACAGCUGGUCAGGAGGAUGCUAUUCAGAGAGAAGGACAUGUGAGAUGGGGAGAAGGUUUUGUGCUGGUCUAUGACAUUACCGACCGAGGAAGCUUUGAGGAUGUGCUCCCACUUAAGAACUUGCUGGAUGAGAUCAAAAAGCCGAAGAACGUGACUCUGAUCUUAGUGGGAAACAAAGCUGACCUGGACCAUUCCAGGCAAGUUAGUACAGAAGAAGGAGAGAAGCUGGCUACUGACCUGGCCUGUGCAUUUUAUGAAUGUUCGGCUUGCACUGGAGAAGGGAACAUCACGGAGGUUUUCUAUGAGCUGUGCCGUGAGGUCCGGCGUCGGAAGAUGGUCCAGGGCAAGACAAGGAGGCGAAGCUCUACCACACAUGUCAAGCAGGCAAUUAAUAAGAUGCUCACCAAAAUCAGCAGUUAAAGGCUAGGUUUCCUGGAGAAUCUGUGUUAUAUAGCAGGGUUGGCAAUUUGAAAAUGCAAACCAAAUAGUUGUUUCUUGCUCUCUUGCUGUCUUUCGUCCAUGCCUAUUUUUUUCCCUCAUGAAAAAAAAAAAAAAGAAAAAAGAAAAUAUACUAUCAGCUUUUUUUUGGCAAAGAGGGGAUUCUGUCCCCUAGGCUUAUAUACUUCAAUUAUUACAGUGUGUUUAUGCUUUUAAGGUUAUCAGCUUUUCUAUCUGCAUAUAGUGCACUCAAAAAGCAUCAUCUUAUUUUAGAAUAUGAGCAGUACAAAUAAGAAUGGUUAUCUUUCAGAAAUUUACUUCAAAUUAGGACAGUUCUAGGACUGGCAUACAUUCAAAAUUAUCUCUUCCCUUUCCACAGUAGAAUUUGAUUUCCAGUCCUGGAGUGGGUUCUAUCAUUACCUGAUUGACUCAGAUCUUUUUUCAUGAACAUACUAUAUAAACAACUGUGUAAUGAUCAAAAUGAAUAAAACAAGAUCCCUCAUGCCAGAUCAGGGAAUAUUUCUCAGCUCUUUUUUCCUGUACCCUAAAUAGAGAUAAAAUAUAUCAUAACUGAAAAUCUUUCAGACCCUUCUUCAUUGAUGUACUACCCCUUGUCCCUACCUCAUUAAAUUGAAACUUUAAAGUAACUGAUGUUAAAAAGUACUAUUCUUCAUAUCCUAGAUUUGUCUACUUUUUUGGAAAUAUGCAGCCAAUUGACAUUCAGAAUAGAUUUCACAGGAAAAACACAAAUUACCCUGAGUAUAAAGCUAGAGAACUCUUUCUUUUGAAGAUUACUAUGCAAAUAAAUUAAUUUUUAAAAUAUAUCAAGGGAUAUAGGAGCUAUGGGGUUACAUAGCCUUGAAAAUUUGGAAAAAUAGUAAUAGGAAGUAUAGCUAAUAAAAUUAAAAGUAUUUUGGAUCCUAGAUAAACUAAAUUGACGAUCUGAAAUUCAAAAUGACUCCCAGUUAAACUGAAUCUGAUCUAUCUCUCUUUCUAAGCAUCUUUAUUUUAGACCUGGUAGGUCAGAAAUCUUGUGUUCAUUUAUUUCUCAACUAUGUCAUUUGCAAGAAUUAUAAAGAAUACAGAACUUGUACAUUUUUACAAGUAAUAUGCCAAUUAAGACAUAUUCUGACAUGCACAUUAUUAUUUUAGCUGUGGGUUCUCAAAGCUAUAGCCUAUAGAAUGUAUGCUGUCAGAUUCUUCCAAGCUAGAGAGAUUUCUUAUUACUAGAUGAAUGGUAGAUUUUUCCCGAAAGGUUACUAAUUUCAAGGUUACUCAGAAAAAUCCAUCCUCAAAAAAAUGAUAAUGAAUUUUUUGGUUAUGGCAUAUCAUGAAAUCAUAUUUUAAGAUUUGGAAGGGUUAAAAAGACAUUGAAGUAUGCCUGAGAACAUAUAAAAAUGAAUUUGCACAUAGAUACAGUACAAAUUAUCAGUAUCUACAUGAGGAUUAAUGGUUUGUAAGGCAAUUCCAGAAUAACCAGGAGAGAGAUAGGGGAGUGGAUGAAGAGAGAAAAAAAGAGAGAGAAACAGAGACAGAGACAAAGAGGGGGAAAGAAGAGGAGAGAGAAUAAAGAUCUCAUUCAUAUAAGUGUUUCAAUGAUUACAGAAGAUAAAGUUUUGAAAUUCAUUAUUAUUUUAUGUGCAGUUGUAUUAGAAAAUUUUCAAACAGUUGUCUACACCUUGAUUUUCAUUUAUAAAGAUUUUAGAAAAACCA